This is a messenger RNA of Thunnus maccoyii (southern bluefin tuna), 1092 nucleotides long. It is a transcript of the gene haus2, whose product is annotated as HAUS augmin like complex subunit 2. Gene Ontology annotation, biological process: spindle assembly; microtubule nucleation; centrosome cycle. The record is from RefSeq and is a predicted model, not a curated record. Lineage: Eukaryota; Metazoa; Chordata; Actinopteri; Scombriformes; Scombridae. The transcript has 7 exons. The coding region runs from base 111 to 713 and encodes 200 amino acids. Gene Ontology annotation, cellular component: mitotic spindle microtubule; centrosome; HAUS complex.
AGCGCUCAAUAUUUAAGAAGAAGAAGAAGAAGAAACAAACCAUCGGGCGGGUUCAGGUCAGCUAUGUCCGUGUUGGAGCAGAUUCAGGAGUCGCUUCUUCGGUUUAAACGAUGGAUUUGUGUCCGUUCUCAGUGACUCCAGCUGCCAGCCUGCUGGCCAGAUGUGUCUCCAGAGGUGCUGUGACUCAGGAGCAAAUUGACUCCAUCUCCUCCAGCCAGGGUCCCGUCUUCUCCUCUCACCUGCAGGAAGCUGAACAGCGAAUCAGAGCGCAGAGACAGCUGGAUGAGAUGCGGCUGCAGGUGGAGCUGCUGCAGGUGGAGAAGCAGAGCGCCGACGUCACACACAAAUUCUACCUCACAAAGCGGCUCCAGGCUUUGCAGGAGUUGUGUGGUCACCUGCAGGACGUCCUGAAGCAGCAGAACAGUCUGAGACAGAGACUGAUGAAGCCGCUGGGUCGCACCAACCUGCCCGUCCAGGCUCACCUGCACAGGUGUGUGGUGGACGUCGUGAAGAUGCUGCUGGACUUCAUUGAGACGCUGGAGAAGAAGCUGAGCUCUGUCAGAAACUGUCCGGCCACCAGAGAACAACUCGCUCAGCUAAACUCGUCUUUCGACCAGCUGCUGGCUCAGGCAGCGGAGGUGGAGAGUUUGUCCGGUCAGGUUCUCCAGUGGAAGGAAGUCCGCAGCAGCCUGCUGAGUGACAGCUCUGCAUGAUGAGCCCCGACGCCACACCUUCAUCAUCCUCCUCCUCCUCCUCCUCACAGUGUUUGCUGCACCAGGGUUUCUGCCAGUGUUUUGCCCUGUCUGAGUUCACAUCCUGGCUGCUCCUGGAUCAGAUCCUUACAUACAACACAGAGUCCUGCAGCUGAUAUAUGAAUACUGGAACAAUAAUAUAUGAACUAUAGUUUGGUUAUAAGUUGAUUAAAUGCAUAUUUAUUUUGCACUAUGUCAGCUUGAUAUAUUAGACAUUACAGGUAGAAUUGAACACUCUUAUGUUUCAGUUUGUAUUACAGAACCUUUUACAUGGAUCAUUUAAUAAAGAAUGUGUUUUUUUUGUAUGUCUGCCACUGAAUAAAAAGUGUACCAUUUAUAA